GGCAAAACUAUCGACUAGUGAAAAUGCCUGCUUACUUGAUCUCUUCAACAACGACUGAAAGAAGCAAAAUAACUUAAAAGUUCAAUGGCUUCUUCAGGAAGGAUGCAUGUGAGCAGGCCCAAGUCAUCUAAGGGACGCAGCAGACCCAUGAUGGCUCCCACUUCCAGUGAGGAUCCACCUUCCCAGUCCUCGUCACUUUCACCCCAACCUCCAGCCACCAAGGCAAACGACAGGUUAAACCAGUGCCUUCAAUCCCGAGCCAUUCUGAGACGCUGCAGUCAACCUAGUACAGAUAUACUGACUGAAAUCUUCGACAGACCCCCCGAUGGACCCAUCUCACUCAACAAAUACAGGGUUCUCCCUUCCAUAGAGAAGAAAACAGGUACUGACCAGACAUUCGGUCAAGGUGACAGCAGCCGUAGGAUAUGUCAACACACUUCACGUGUCCACACAAAGGUCAAACCAGAUGUGACGUCAGGAAGUCAGAUGGGUCUAACUCCUCCAGAGGAACCAGGCCUGCUGCUCGCUAUCAGAACUCCAUGCGGUCAGAGGUUCAAGUGCCAUUUCCGGCCAGCAGACCAGCUCCAGGCGGUGCUAUCGGCUGCAGAGGCUGAAUUCGGGGAGAGGUUUGACAAUUGUGUGAUUGAGACUAUGGAUGUGCCACGAAGGACUUUUACAAACCUUACAAUGACCUUGGCUCAGUGUGGCGUCCUGAACAAAUCGGUUUUAUGCAUUUCCCAAGAUGACAGCAACAUGGAUUUAACUUGA
Molecule: messenger RNA, 768 nt
Organism: Sinocyclocheilus anshuiensis
Lineage: Eukaryota; Metazoa; Chordata; Actinopteri; Cypriniformes; Cyprinidae
Product: UBX domain-containing protein 10-like
Exons: 2
Coding region: 85-768 (227 amino acids)
Molecular function (GO): protein binding
Source: RefSeq, a predicted model, not a curated record